Messenger RNA from Megalops cyprinoides (Indo-Pacific tarpon), 1603 nucleotides. It is a transcript of the gene chga, whose product is annotated as chromogranin A. Lineage: Eukaryota; Metazoa; Chordata; Actinopteri; Elopiformes; Megalopidae. Gene Ontology annotation, cellular component: chromaffin granule. The transcript has 8 exons. Gene Ontology annotation, biological process: defense response to bacterium; negative regulation of catecholamine secretion; negative regulation of insulin secretion. The coding region runs from base 238 to 1329 and encodes 363 amino acids. The record is from RefSeq and is a predicted model, not a curated record.
ACCAUAUAAAGCAGGUGCUGCUGCAUUAAGCCGUUCACCAGCAGAGCGACAGCUCGCUGCCGCAGAUGAGGGAGAAUCGGUUAGCCCCGCAGAAAUAGCGAAGACCCCCAUGAUUGCACGCAUACAUUCCUGCAUCAUUUAAUGACUCUUCUGUCAGACCGAAGCGAAAUCUUGAAAGACACCCGUCGGCUUUUCGCGCUUCAAAACAGAUCGGUGGCGGCAGCUCCUGUGUAAAAAAUGAUAACAAGAGGAUGUUUCAUUUUGACACUACUGGUGAACUGCGUACUUUCGCUACCAGUAUCUCCACAUCACAUUGAGAAAGAAGAUGUCAAGGUGAUGAAAUGCAUCGUGGAGGUGAUCGCUGAUGUGCUGUCCAAGCCCCACCCCCUUCCUGUCAGCCAGGACUGUCUGGACACUCUCAGGGCAGAUGACAGGCUGAUCUCCAUACUCCGCCACCAGAACUUCCUCAAGGAGCUGCAGGAGAUCGCCAUGCAAGGUGCCAGUGAGAGAGCCAAUCAGCAGAGCGGGGGUGUGGCUGAGCAGGUGACUGACAAGCCUGGGGGUCCCUUAGGCAUGGAGGAUAUACCAGACCGAUCCAUGCUGGCCUUCCUGGACAGGCCGGGGGAGAGGGCCUCGGCAACUGAGAAGAGAGACCGGGACGGGGUGAAUGAGGAGAUGGAGGCGGCAUCACAGGAGGAGUCCGAGACUGGAGCUAACGGAGGGAAAGAGGAGGGAGAGGAGGAGGUGGAGGAGGAGAGGAAGGCCUCCAUGGAGGAGGGGGUGAAGCAAUCUGGCUUGCAGAAGGAGGGUGGGAACGACAUUGAGGAGGACAGCAGCAUGCAGGUGAAGAGAGGGGGUGAGACUGACCUGGCUAAGCGCACCCAGGGGGUGGAGCCAGAGGAGAAGAAACCUGUCAAAGAAGAGGCGGAGCCGGAGGAGGUAGAGAAGACCAUCGGAGGGUCAGAGAAAGGAAAGGAGGACGGGGAGGAAGAGGAGGAGGAGGAGGAAGAGGAGGAAGAAGGGGAGCGCUGGGGCAGCAAGCGCGCAGAGGGGGCGGAAGAGGGGGAGGAGGCCGGGGGGCGGGAGUCCUCUCACCUCCUGAGCCCGCGGCUCCCACAGGAAGUGCCCCACCACUCCAAGGAGGACACUGGAGAGGAGGAGGCACGCCGGAGCCCCGAGGCGCUGGAGCUCCAGAUGAUGGCCCGCAGGGACCCGGAGGAGGGCAGCGCCAGCCGCAAGACGGAGGACCAUGACAUCGAGAGCCUGGCAGCCAUUGAGUCCGAGCUGGAGAGCAUGGCCCAGAAGCUCCACGAGCUGAGGAGAGGUUGAGCGGAGGGGGCCGUCCUUCCUCCCCCAGCUCCUCCUCUUCCUCAGUUUUCAGACGUGCCAGCCGCCUUUGAGGCAGAGCCCUCUUUCUUUUCGGCCACCCCCUGAAAGAGUGCCCAGUCACCCCAUGCCCCAGUGCACUUCUCUCUUACUCUCUGAAAUCAAACUGUCCCACUCCCCCCACUGGCCACACCCCUCUCUGGCUGGCCCCGCCUCCUCCUUCUGCUAGUGCUUCAUGGCAGUACCCCGCCUGCUUCUCCAAUGGUUUUUGCACUGC